Hevea brasiliensis (rubber tree) is the source of this 501-nucleotide messenger RNA. RefSeq lists its product as uncharacterized. Lineage: Eukaryota; Viridiplantae; Streptophyta; Magnoliopsida; Malpighiales; Euphorbiaceae. The transcript has 2 exons. The record is from RefSeq and is a predicted model, not a curated record. The coding region runs from base 1 to 501 and encodes 166 amino acids.
AUGGUAUCUGAUCCUUUAGAGCACGGGUCUCCUAGACUGAUCAAGGAGGAGGCAGAGUGUUAUGCACCUGCCCCUGCUCCUAGUAGGGAGCAAAAUAGCAGAGUCAAGUCAUCUAUGGGUGCUGCAGAAUUUAGGAAGAAAUAUGUAAGCCAUGUGUAUUUAGAGGCAAGAAGGAGAGAAUUCCUAGCAUUGAGACAAAGGCAGCUUACAGUCUCCGAAUAUGAGUGGGAGUUCAUGAGACUUAGUGGAUAUACAUUGGAGAUAAUGCCUACAGAGGUUGAUAGGUGCAGGAGAUUUAAGGAUGGAUUAAAUGAUAACAUCAGACUGAUAGUUACUUCUCAUCGCUUUACCGACUUCUCUUUGUUGGUAGCAUCAGCUCUUGAUGUGGAGAGAGUCAGAGAUGAUCAGCAGUCCAGGAGAGACAGACAGCGUAAGAGAGGUCCUGGACAGGGCCAGUUUAGUGCACCAGCUACUAGUAGUAAGAAGCAUAAGGGUUCAUAG